CACUGGCACUGGAGUUUUUCUUAUCGAUUAGCAUUUUGCCCAUGGUACCGCCGCGCCUGAGUCGAGCGGGUGGUGGCACGCCCGGGCCCCCAUCACCACCAAGAGUUUCUCACAGCGCCCGACACGUCGACCUCCUCUCCCAGGGCCAGCCGAGCGUCCCGUCCACCCAAAACCAUGGCCUGGCUUAAGCGAAGAGCAGGCCCGUUGAUUGUCCUGGGAUCCUCGGCGCUAGGCGGCGCGGCAUAUCGACUGGCAAAGCCCCCAGAUCCAUCCGAUGCCACCUUGAACCCCCACACCUUUACGCCCUACACACUCGUGGACAAGCAGCCCGUCUCGUCCACCAGUGCCAUCUUCACCCUGCGCAACAGCAAUGGCGUGUCCGACGCCGAGAGCCUCAGAGAAGUGUCGAAACGCAGCGUUUGGAGCGUGCAGAUCAAGCAGCCGCAACUGCAGAUCGCCCGCGCAUACACGCCCCUCCCUCCAGCCGCUGAAACCAGGACAAAGGGCAACCAUGAGCCCGAGUACAUGAGAUUGCUUAUACGCCAGGAGACGGGCGGCGAGGUGUCGACCUAUCUGCACCGUCUCCCGGAGCAAUCAACCAUUGAGCUGCGAGGCCCCAACACCGAGCUCAAGCUUCCCCGCGACAUCAUCGAGGUUAUAUUUAUCGCGGGCGGGACAGGCAUAGCGCCUGCCAUGCAAGUCGCCCAAGCACUGGGAAGACGCACCGGAAGCAAGAUGCACAUACUAUGGGCAAACCGGCGGCGUGAAGAGUGCAUGGGCGGCGUCAGCGACGACAGCAGAUACGAGAGUAAUCCCCAGGAUCGCAAAGGGUGGUGGAAGAGUAUAUUCGGCCCCAGUGCGCAAACACCGCUCGUCGAACAGGCCAGCGCCACGGACAAAGGCAUCAUUGUCGCCGAGUUGGACGCACUCAAAAGGCGCAGCGAGGCCGCCACCAGAGGCCUCACGGUCAACUACUACGUCGACGAGGAAAAGACAUUCAUCCAACCCAGCGAGAUAGAUAAGAGGACUAGGCGAAAGAUGGAAGAGGCCGGUUCGCGGCUGAUCAUCGUAUCUGGCCCGGAUGGCUUUAUAGAACACUGGGCGGGCAGGAAACUCUGGGCCAAUGGAACCGAGAUUCAGGGUCCGUUGGGAGGCCAGCUAAGCCGCAUGGACCUAGGUGAGUGGAGAGUGAUCAAGUUAUGAAUGAACGUACGUGCGUUCCCUAAAUGACACCGGUUCCUCUCACGCCUCCGACCGGAGUAACACC
This is a messenger RNA of Exserohilum turcica Et28A, 1267 nucleotides long. RefSeq lists its product as uncharacterized. The record is from RefSeq and is a predicted model, not a curated record. Gene Ontology annotation, molecular function: oxidoreductase activity. Lineage: Eukaryota; Fungi; Ascomycota; Dothideomycetes; Pleosporales; Pleosporaceae. Bases 175 to 1203 code for a protein of 342 amino acids. The transcript has a single exon.